CCGCCUCUUCCUCCGCCUCCUCCUCCGUGUCCGUGAUGGCGGCCGGCGGCGGCCCGGUGCGGCUGCGGCUGGUGUUCGACCACCCUCCGCCGGCCAGCCCGGGCUGCGCGCUGUGCUGGCUGCUGCUGGAGCCGGGCCAGGCGCGGCUCGUCACCGACCUGCUCAGCCUCAUCCGCCAUCGCUUCGGCUUCAGCCGCCGCGCCCGCCUCAGCCUCUUCCUCGAGGGGGCGCUGCUGCCGCCCGCCGAGAGCGCGCGCCUCGUGCGGGACAACGACUCGCUGCGAGUAAAGUUGGAAGAAGUAGUUGCAGAUGAUUAUGAAGAGAUAGAUGAUGGCUUUAUUUACACAACAAAAGAAGACAAAAAAAGGCACAGACAGAAGGAGGAUGAGGAAGAAUUGUCUAGGAAUGAAGGCAAGCAUAAAAGGAAAAAGAAGAAGGAGAAGCAUAACCUUGAGUAUUCCUCUUGUAGGGAAGAGACCUCUCUAGAUACUUGGGACUCUCAGAAAAGGUACACGAAAAGAAAAAGAAAGGAAGAAGUUAGGGGAAGAAAUAGACUCACAGAAGGUAAGGAAGAGACCUCUACUUCCCAUUCUAAAAAGAUGAAAAAAACAGAGAGGGAGAAGCAGUUGGCAACAAAAAAGAAGGAUGAAAAUCAGACAAAGGUUGCUGCAGCAAAGAUGGCUUUAGAACGGGCAAAUGAGAGCUUGUCUCUGAAUUCUGGUAAAAAUAGCACCAAAAAGACCACAACACAGUCCAGGAAAAAGAGGGUGGGAGCUUCAGAUUCCUCCAGCACAUCGUCUGACAGUGACAGCAGUGAAUUAAAUGUAAAGGAAAAUAAAUCUUCCCAUAAACCUGUAGUGGUGACACUUCCCAAAGACAAAUCCCAAGCUGCUUCAGAUUCUGAUGUGAAAACUAAUAAAGUGACUGUAAAGUCUAACACUGAAAAGACUAAGACUGCAAUUAGUAAAAAUGCUAAAAAACCCCAGUCAUCUAGUUCAGAUUCUGACUCGAGUACAGAGGAGGAGAAGGUGACACCAGCACAAGACAGCACUGCAAAGGAAAAAUCAGUGCCAAACCAUGUGGUGGCUGUAAAAGCCAGCACCAAGGCUCCCAAAGCACAGAGCUCCUCUUCAGACUCUGAUAGUUCAGAUUCAGACACACUUGUCAUUAAAAAAUCGGCAGCAGGUGCUGGACUGGGUAAUUCCAUAGUGAGGAGCUGCACUAAACAGGUGCCAGCCAGUGCCCCAGGAGCGUUUGCCAGCCCCAGCCGUGGAAGGGGGCGUGGAACAGGAGAGGAGAACUUCUGGAGAGCACCUAGGGGCCGAGGGUUUCGUGGGAUGAUGAGGGGCCAUGGGAGAGGAGCAAACCCUGGCUUCUUCUAUAACUACAGCAGUGAAGGCCAGAAACAGAGGCAGUUAAAUGAAGCUGCAACAAACACUUCUGUCCUUGUCCAGAAUCCGGUGGAGAUUCCCAAGAGAGACUAUAGUGUGUUACCUCUUCUAGCUGCUCCACCCCAAGUGGGAGAAAGAAUUGCCUUUAAGCGCCUGGAACUAACUGAAAAUUACAGUCCUGAAGUUUCAGACUAUAAGGAGGCAAAAAUACUCAGUUGGAAUGAUGAAAAAAAGCAGAUUGAACUUGAGAUCCUUUCGACAUCAGCAGGACAAUCUGCCAAGGAGCCAGGGAAGUUCGACCUGGUGUACCAGUCUGCAGACGGAGCGGAGCUGAUCGAGUACGCGGUGCCGCAGGACACCAAGAUAACUGAAAGCUGGGAUGCGCUGAUAGAGCCAAGACUGAUUGUGGAGCCUCCAGUUAAUGGAUCCAGCAUUGAAAAUGGAACAUCUAGGAUGUGAGAAGAUGUGAACAAUUGUACAGAUCUGUUCUGUGAAAUGCUGCCUUCUGGUUCUGAGGGUGGCAGGUGCACUGGUGGACGUUACUGUCUUAACUGUUUUUCUUUUGGCCUACUUCUUUAUUUUUCCCCUUAGGCUAUGUUUUUAUGUAAUACAUGAAAACUUUGUUUAUUAUAGGAAAUCUAAUAUAGAUCUGUUUGGUUUGAAUAUUUAUAUCCUACUGUAGCAAGCUGCAGAACUGGAAUAGUUUGAUUAAAAGAUAAAACACAACCCUAUACUGUGAGUAACUGUUUAAAUGUCUGGGUUUGGCUAGAGCUGUAUAACUGCCAGAGGUCAUUUUUAUUUAAAAUUUUAUUAUAAAUAUUGUUGAUAUGCAGACUGUCCCUCUGCUUCUGCCACAGCAUACAAAUGCUGUGACUUUGCAGUUACUUAAAGAGUUCACUGAAACAUAUUCAGAAAACCUGUGGAUGUCAAGCUUCUGUGAUUUUGUGGCAGAUAAAUAGCACUGGUAACUGUCAACUGUGCUUAGAACCAGUGGAAUAUAACAUGAACCCCUGGCACAAUUGUGUCCCACUGUGUUAAUCCAUGUAGGCUCUGAAAGCCUUUAUUGUUGGUUUUAGAGCAAACCACCUUGCCCUUUAAGUGCUGAAGUUUCUGUGCUGCCUUUCUUCUUCCCUUUCCAGCAGCAGAAUGGGUCACCAGGUGCUGGCAAGGCACUGCACUGACAGCUCUGGUAAUUAUGAGCAUUGAAGGGGUACUUUGUACCUCGGGAGUCUUGGCAAGUCUUACACUUUCAGAUAAUCCCUGUGCUAGAUAGUUGACUCCUACAGAGAAGACAUGGGAAAAAACAAACCCUAGAUACAAACAAACACCUGAAAAUUUGUACAUUAUGAUUUAGCUGUCAUGUACUCUGACCUAGUGCAUUAAUCCAUUAAAGUACUGUGCAUUUUUGUGUCA
Molecule: messenger RNA, 2804 nt
Organism: Passer montanus (Eurasian tree sparrow)
Lineage: Eukaryota; Metazoa; Chordata; Aves; Passeriformes; Passeridae
Gene: COIL
Product: coilin
Exons: 7
Coding region: 36-1850 (604 amino acids)
Biological process (GO): spliceosomal snRNP assembly
Cellular component (GO): Cajal body
Molecular function (GO): U2 snRNA binding; U1 snRNA binding
Source: RefSeq, a predicted model, not a curated record